CUCAAUACCAUCUGAUCUCGAGUCGGAUUUCACCCCGGCGCUGCUACUUAGGUAGUGCAGUGCACUCUAAAGAGUCCUGACCUCCACUAAUCAACGCUUUCGAUCCUCCCGCUGUAAGCCGGAAUUAAACCUGUCACCAGCCGUCACUCCUGGCAUUCUGCGAAUGUCUACCCAGGAGAUAUCAAAGGAAAUCUUGUCCGUGUUCCCGGGCACCGAAGAGCCCAUCGUCCAGUACCUCUCUGGAUAUCUCGUGGAUGACGCUGGCGCAGAAGAGGAUGUUCUUCAAGUUGCCAAUGAUAUACUCGACUCGCUAGGGAUAGACCGUCCGAAGGACGUACAGAAGCUCAUGGCUAGACUCAGAGAGCUCCUCUCUGAACAACUUGCAGCACGGGCCAAGAACAGCACUCGUCCGAAGUUGAUGAAGCUGGAUAAAGUCGUGGACUUGAGUAAAGCCGGUGCUAUAUCCAAUACCAUCGCUCUCGGGGAAGGGGUUGUUGACCUCGAAAGCAUCAACAAGGCAAAGGCAUCCCGUGUCGAUGUCAAAAAACUCGAAAAACAAGAGGCCAAACUCAGGGCCAAAAUCGAGAAACGUGCGCGGAGGGAUCUCUAUGAGGGAUCUAAACUCCUUGACCAGCACCGCAAACAGCAAUCUUAUGAAGAGAUGUUCAUGAAGAUCAAUCCUAUUGAGGCUGCUGCGAGUGCGAAAAACAAAAGCAAAGACAUUCAUCUCACGAACAUCGACGUCAACUUUGGCUCAAAUCGUAUUCUGUCCGGUGCAACUCUUACCCUUGCCUAUGGUCGCCGUUAUGGCUUGGUUGGGCGCAACGGUGUUGGAAAAUCUACUCUCCUCAGACAUAUUGCUAUGCGUGAAGUGCCGAUUCCACCACACAUCACAAUUCUGUUCGUGGAACAAGAGAUCGUUGGCGAUGAUACCACAGCCUUGGAUUCUGUUCUCAAAGCGGACGUGUGGCGAGAUCAUCUACUCAAAGAAGAAGCAGCUCUAAAUGCCAAGCUCACAGAGCUUGAGAAAGAGGGGGAUGACAAGCGUGUAGAGGACGAAAAAGAAGAAGCUUCGUCGAGACUGGCAGAAGUCCAUGCACGGCUAAGUGACAUGGACGCAGAGAGCGGCCCUUCCCGAGCUGCUGCGCUACUUGCCGGUCUCGGUUUCAGUGAAGAAGACCAGUCGAAGCCGACGAAAUCAUUCAGUGGUGGUUGGCGUAUGCGUCUUGCGCUUGCUCGAGCUCUAUUCGUGAAGCCAGCACUGCUACUACUGGACGAGCCGUCAAAUCACAUUGAUCUAAAUGCGUUGGCGUGGUUGGAGGAUUACUUGCAGACAUGGCCCGGCACGUUACUCGUAGUGUCUCAUGACCGUGCUUUCUUAGAUGCGGUUGCCACGGACAUAGUCCAUCAACACUCAGGGAGACUAGAUUAUUAUAAAGGAAACUUUAUUCAAUUUUACUCUACUAAAUCGGAGCGAGACCGCAAUCUGCGGAAGGAAUACGAAAACCAAAUGGAAUAUCGCAAACACCUUCAGGCAUUCGUAGACAGAUGGAGAUACAACGCCAACCGAGCUGCACAAGCUCAAAUGAGGUUGAAGAUACUGGAAAAGCUGCCUGAUCUGGAACCACCAGAAGAAGAAGAGACCGAGAAAUUCAAAUUCCCAGAAACAGAAAAGAUAUCUCCACCCUUGCUUCAGCUUUCUGAAGUGACCUUCGGAUAUAAUCCAGAUAAACCUAUUUUGAGGAACGUCAACUUCGACGUUAGCUUGGAUUCAAGAAUAGCUAUCGUCGGAGCUAACGGUGCUGGAAAGUCUACGCUCAUCAAGCUCCUGACGUCGGAGUUGAAGCCUCUUAGUGGAGACUGCAAUAGAAAUGGCCGACUACGAAUAGGAUACUUCUCGCAACACCACGUUGACACACUCAACCCCACGAUGUCACCCGUCCAGUUUUUGGCUUCCAAGUUCCCCGGAAGGACAGAACAGGAGUAUCGGAGCCACCUGGGUAACUUCCAAAUUAGUGGAAUGACAGGUUUGCAGCUCAUCGGUACGCUUUCUGGUGGUCAGAAAUCGCGCGUAGCCUUUGCUGUCUUGUCACUACAAAAACCUCAUGUCUUGCUACUGGAUGAGCCUACUAACCAUCUCGAUAUCGAGGGUUUGGAUGCUCUGAUGACUGUGUUGAAUACCUGGAAUGGAGGAGUUAUUGUGAUCUCGCACGAUGAGCGAUUCAUUACCUCAGUGGCGAAGGAGCUAUGGGUUUGUGCCAAUGGAACCGUCUCGAAGUUCAUGGGUGAUGUGCAGAGCUACAAGAGUCUUAUUGUAAGCAAUGUGAAGGCACGUCCUUGAGGUUACCACGUACUUGUACUUCGUGUAGUGUACUGCAUACUUUGCACGUGAUUGUCGCGUCGACAGCGUCACGUGACGAAAACACGUCUUUGGCAUCCCGUGCCGAGUCGUGCACUGCUCAACCA
Messenger RNA from Pisolithus orientalis, 2466 nucleotides. Its product is annotated as P-loop containing nucleoside triphosphate hydrolase protein. Gene Ontology annotation, molecular function: ATP hydrolysis activity; ATP binding. Lineage: Eukaryota; Fungi; Basidiomycota; Agaricomycetes; Boletales; Pisolithaceae. The transcript has 24 exons. The coding region runs from base 164 to 2341 and encodes 725 amino acids. The record is from RefSeq and is a predicted model, not a curated record.